CAUGCCUCGCGGGCCCUUGGGCCACCUCAUAACUCGCGUCCCGCGGGGACCACAGCUCCCGGCAUUCGCGGGGCGGGGGCGGAGUCGGCCUCCCGGAAUCCUGGGUCCCGGCGUGCACUUCUGGAGGACUUCAGGUACCGGCGUGCCCCGCGUCCCUGGGUCCGCUAGCUCGCGUCCAGGGCGCCGCCUCUGUGUAGGGCGGGCGACGAGGCAGCCGAGGCGGAGCUGAUGGCUGCACUGAGGGCGGGGCGGGGUGCAGGCUGGAACCUCCGGGGAUGGCGGGCUUUGGGGGGGGUUCGCUGGGGGAAGGGACCCCUGUUGACCCCUGACCUUCGGGCCUUGCUGACGUCAGGAACUCCUGACCCUCGGGCCCGAGUGACUUAUGGGACCCCCAGCCUCCUGGCCCGGUUGUCUGUGGGGGUCCCUGAAACACGGACGUGUCUGACGUCGGGGACUUGGGAUUCCCGAGCACGGCUGACUGCAGGGGCCCCAGAUCCCAGGACCCGGGAGGUCUCAGGGACCCCUGGAACCCGUCCGCGCGUAUGGCUGGCGGUGGCGCUGGGCGCUGGGGGGGCAGUGCUGUUGUUAUUGUGGGUCGGGGGUCGGGGUCCCCCAGCGGUCCUCGCCUCGGUCCUUGGCUCGCCGCCCACCUCUCCCCGGAGCCAGUACAACUUCAUCGCAGACGUGGUGGAGAAGACAGCACCUGCUGUGGUUUAUAUCGAGAUCUUGGGCCGGCACCCUUUCUCGGGCCGCGAAGUCCCUAUCUCGAAUGGCUCAGGAUUCGUGGUGGCUGCCGACGGGCUCAUCGUAACCAACGCUCAUGUGGUGGCUGAUCGGCGCCGGGUCCGUGUGAGGCUGCUUAGCGGUGACACGUAUGAGGCCAUGGUCACAGCUGUGGAUCCCGUGGCAGACAUUGCCACGCUGAGGAUUCAGACCAAGGAGCCUCUCCCCACACUACCCCUGGGACGCUCAGCUGAUGUCCGGCAAGGGGAGUUUGUUGUUGCCAUGGGAAGUCCCUUUGCACUGCAGAAUACGAUCACUUCUGGCAUUGUCAGCUCUGCUCAGCGUCCAGCCAGAGACCUGGGCCUCCCCCAAACCAAUGUGGAAUACAUCCAGACUGAUGCAGCUAUUGAUUUUGGAAACUCUGGAGGUCCUCUGGUUAACCUGGACGGGGAGGUGAUUGGAGUAAAUACCAUGAAGGUCACAGCUGGAAUCUCUUUUGCCAUCCCUUCUGAUCGCCUUCGAGAGUUUCUGCAUCGUGGGGAAAAGAAGAAUUCCUGGUUUGGAAUCAGUGGGUCCCAGCGCCGCUACAUUGGGGUGAUGAUGCUGACCCUGACUCCCAGCAUCCUUGCUGAACUACAGCUUCGAGAACCAAGCUUUCCUGAUGUUCAGCAUGGUGUGCUCAUCCAUAAAGUCAUCCUGGACUCCCCUGCACACCGGGCUGGUUUACGGCCGGGUGAUGUGAUCUUGGCCAUUGGGGAGCAGCUGGUACAAAACGCUGAAGAUAUUUAUGAAGCUGUUCGAACCCAAUCCCAGCUGGCAGUGCGCAUCCGGCGGGGACCGGAAACAUUAACCUUGUAUGUGACCCCUGAAGUCACAGAAUGAGUAGGUCAGCAGAAGUAUGAGGCUCCUGCUCGGAUUUCCACCUUGCUUUCCUGGCCUAGGCUCUGAGGGUACCUGGACAGAGGAUUAAAUGAACCAGUGGGGGGCAGGUCCCUCCAACCACCAGCACCAAUCCCUGGGCUCUGAGGAAUCAUAAAAAUGCUUUUUAUAUAAAAUAAAAUUAUACCUAGCAUCAUGUUAUAGUCAAAAAUAAGGGGGGGGUACUGAUCUUUUCCCCCACAAAAAGGCUAGAGGUAAAGCUGUAUCCCCCCUCAGCUGAGGGGAGAUACUGGAGCUGACCAUUCUGACCUCCCUAUUCAAGAAAACCAGCUGCUGCUGUCUGUUGUUCUGGGCAGUUAAUCAGGUGCUGC
Molecule: messenger RNA, 1973 nt
Organism: Odobenus rosmarus divergens (Pacific walrus)
Lineage: Eukaryota; Metazoa; Chordata; Mammalia; Carnivora; Odobenidae
Gene: HTRA2
Product: HtrA serine peptidase 2
Exons: 8
Coding region: 229-1605 (458 amino acids)
Biological process (GO): positive regulation of apoptotic process; programmed cell death; proteolysis
Cellular component (GO): mitochondrion
Molecular function (GO): serine-type endopeptidase activity; protein binding
Source: RefSeq, a predicted model, not a curated record